GCUGGUGUUUGUGCCGCGCCAUUCCCACCAGCCCACAUCCCGAUCGACAACAAGCGAAGCUGCUGCUGCACCACCCAAAGACCCGAAGAAUUGAUCUGCGUCCAAUCCGCACAUCCACACGACGAGCGUGACAAUGGCUGAAGACAAAGGCAUGAGCAAGCAGCCUGGAGCGCUGCGCUCCUUCAUUGCUGGCGGCGUUGGUGGCGUGGCCCUUGUGAUUGUUGGUCAUCCUCUCGACACGAUCAAGGUUCGGUUGCAGAACAUGACCCAUGUGCCCGGGAAGCCACCCCAAUACUCUGGCCUGUUCGAUUGCGCCCGGCAGACCGUGACCAAGGAGGGGUUCUUUGGACUCUACAAGGGAGUUGCUGCGCCUCUGGCUGGCGUUGCUCCAAUGUUCGCCCUGUGCUUCCUCGGCUACAGCUACGGCAAGAAGCUGUUCUGCGACGAAGAUGCCAUUGAGAACAGGAAGCUUGGCCAGCUCGCCCUUGCCGGCGCAACCUCCGCCCUCUUCACCACCCCGAUCAUGGCCCCUGGCGAGCGUGUCAAGUGCCUCCUCCAAACUCAGAACGCUGCGGAGAAGCCCAAGUACAACGGCACCAUGGACGCCUUCAAGCAGCUCUACAAGGAGGGCGGCCUGCGCAACGUCAACCGUGGCCUCAUCGCCACAUUUGCCCGCGAUGCUGUUGGUUCUGCUGUCUACUUUUCCGGCUACGAAGUCUUGAAGCUGGCCUUCACCGCCGAAGGCGAGCGUGGACCGAGCGUGCCUGGCCUGCUGCUUGCUGGCGGUCUGGCCGGCAUGGGCAACUGGGCCGUCUGCCUCCCUAUCGACACUGUCAAGACACGCUUCCAGGUUGCCCCCAACGGCCGUUACUCUGGUUACCUCCCCGUGCUCGCAGACAUCAUCAAGACUGACGGCGUGGGUGCUCUGUUCCGCGGCUUCAGCGCUGUCAUGGCGCGCGCGUUCCCGGCCAACGCGGCCUGCUUCGUCGGCUAUGAGUUUGCGCUCUGGCUCACCGACAGGAUGGGCAUGGAGUAACCAAGCUGCGUGUGUGUGUGCGUGUGCGUGUGUAGCCUUGCAGCUCUCUCCCCUCCCCAGCGCCUGCUGUUAUCAUUCAUUUCCUAUCUCACGGCCCUUUCCCUCGCUCGGCGGUGACUGACUGUUCUUUCUUUUCGCUGCUCGUUGUCUCCUCUGCCGUACACAAUACGCGAGGUUGAUUCUUUCCCUCCACUUCCUGCCUCCCCGAUCUCCUUGGUCACCGGAGUCAUGUUUCUGGUUUCUCUCGCAGCAGUGUUAGCAGCGUUGGUUGCACUGUUGGGCAUAGCUUCUGUCCUUUCCCGUUCUUUUAGUGUUGCAUCAAUACAGCCCAAGACAUCCA
Messenger RNA from Salpingoeca rosetta, 1376 nucleotides. RefSeq lists its product as uncharacterized. Bases 134 to 1036 code for a protein of 300 amino acids. The transcript is spliced from 9 exons. Gene Ontology annotation, biological process: mitochondrial transport; carnitine transmembrane transport. Lineage: Eukaryota; Choanoflagellata; Craspedida; Salpingoecidae. Gene Ontology annotation, molecular function: O-acyl-L-carnitine transmembrane transporter activity. Gene Ontology annotation, cellular component: mitochondrial envelope. The record is from RefSeq and is a predicted model, not a curated record.